Molecule: messenger RNA, 1985 nt
Organism: Rana temporaria (common frog)
Lineage: Eukaryota; Metazoa; Chordata; Amphibia; Anura; Ranidae
Product: zona pellucida sperm-binding protein 4-like
Exons: 12
Coding region: 49-1713 (554 amino acids)
Biological process (GO): binding of sperm to zona pellucida; prevention of polyspermy
Cellular component (GO): egg coat
Molecular function (GO): acrosin binding; structural constituent of egg coat
Source: RefSeq, a predicted model, not a curated record
GGUAGGAUAUCAUCUAGCUUAAAGUGAGGUGUUAGGAUAAAGGGAGCCAUGUCUCUGAGAUUCCUUGUCAGCACAUAUUGUGCAAUUACUGGGGUUUUUAUCGCUUUGGCUGUACAAGAUGAGGACCUGCAUGUGCAGUGUGGUAUGGAGAAUAUGCAAGUUGUCAUUCCAAGACACAUAAAGCAUAACGCUAAACUGAAGGUUCUACAUAAAAGUGGAAAAAUGGACCUCUUGCAAACUGACACUUCCUGCAGUCUUUGGGUGACCCAGAAACCAGAUGGCUCUGUGAUCGUUGGAACUGCUUAUGAAGGCUGUUACGUCACUCAAACUGACAGAGACUUUGUAAUGACUCUCGGCUUUCCAACAAAACAAGAUGGUAGGAAGAAAGUAAUUUUAAGGAAAGAGCUCAAGUGUUCUAUGGAGUCAUAUGAUGAUGCUCCAAGUUCAGACCAAUGUGCUGCAGUCUCUAAACCUGACAGACUGAGCUGUCCUAGUUUGCAAGACUCGUGUACAAGUAUAGGUUGCUGCUAUGAUCCUUCAGACCAGACAACUCCAUGUUACUAUGGCAAUACAGUUACUGCUAGCUGCACACCAGAUGGUCUUUUCUCAAUUGCUGUUGCCAGCGCCCUGACUGCACCAAUGCUGGACCUGAACUCUGUUCACUUACUUGGCAGUGGUGCCGAAUGUGACCCAGUGGCCAGAAAUGAUGCAUUCCUGCUGUAUACAUUCCCUCUUUCUUCCUGUGGGACAACAUUGAAGGUGGUUGGAGAUCAGGCCAUGUAUGAGAAUGAGCUGCUUGCCACCGACACUGUACAGAUAUGGAAAGGAAUAUCCAUUACCAGAGAAACCACAUUCAGGUUGCUGAUUCGUUGCAGUUUUGCAGUCACUGGUUUCCUGCCGCUGAAAGUACAAGUUAUAACUUUGCCACCCCCACCACCAUUAUUCAGUGAAGGGCCAAUGAAGUUUGACAUGAGGAUUGGUGUAGAUUCACAGUACAGUAACUACUAUGAAGACCGGGACUAUCCAGUGGUAAAGGUACUGCAGGAUCCAGUGUAUGCUGAGGUUCGGUUACUUGGCAAGAGUGACUCAUACCUUAGCCUUGUGCUGCACCAGUGCUGGGCUACCCCAACCACAGACCCAUUGUAUGAGAUACAGUGGCCAAUACUUGUUAAUGGAUGCCCAUUCCCUGGUGACAAUUACAUCUCUGAGCUGAUGCCAAUUGAUGGCACCUCAACAAUUAUGUUCCCGACCCACUACUCCCGCUUCAGUCUGAAGACCUUUAUCUUUGUGGAUAAGAACACUGGUCAACCCCUUGGAGGACAGGUGUAUAUACACUGCAGUGUUUCAGCAUGUAUGCCCAGCCUUGAAGAGACCUGCACAUCAACAUGUUCUAGAAGGAAAAGGUCAAACAUCCUCAUGGAUAAUAGUAAAACUGUUUUGGUCUCCUUGAAUAUCCCUGUGUACUUUGAGGGCUUCCUGCAAAAUAUGCAAAAAGAUCCAAAAGCCUAUGGAGUCCAAAGACUGUCCCUGCCACAGGAUCAGAUAAACAUUGCGUUGGUGACAUUGGGGAUGUUGGGAGUUUUGCUCUUGACUCUUUCUACCUGGGCCUUUAACAGACAGAGAAAAUCUAGGUCUUUGCUCAUCAGCAAACCUUCCUCUGAGAAGAAAACACCAAUGCAUAUCAGAUCUGUAUCCAGUAAUGUCAUGAAAUAAAGUGUUGUGUGGUUUUGUUUUUUGAAGCCAGUGGCUUUUGAUUUGUGCCGUGGAAAGGUGCUGGAAAAUGGGAUCCUGUCAUCCUAGAAAUGAGUGAUCUUUUUGUAUAUUUGGUCAGUCUUGUCAUUUAAUAAUUUGAAGCGAGUCGCUGAUCUAGAAUGACGCCUUCAGGGUGUCAGCAGGCUGACCCACCUAUCACAUUUUUCUGUGUGGUUUAGUGUUUGCCAACCCAGCUUUUUUUCCAUGAAAUGUAUAAGCCUAGUCCAUAUGAU